AUGAUUGAGCAACGAGUUGCGAAGGGCACUGUGCGCUGGCCGUCGGUGUCUGAGAUGCUCGUUACGAAGGGCGUGCUCUGGUGGGUCUGGGAGGCUCUGAGCAAUCAAAGAAGUGCACGAGCGUAUCCAUAUCCUACUUUGAUGCCAUCGGAAGACUUCCUCAAUGGCAACUGGACGUCGAGCGUAGUAGCUACUCACGUCUCAAGUGAGAUCGACAAGAUUGCAGCUUCGUGGCGGCACGCGCUGCCGUUGUUGAUGAUUGUGGCGGCUGCUGGAGCUUUUACUAUCAACUACUUGAGAAAGAAACCUCUUAUAGUUCGUAAAGAGACUGUAGCAGUGGUUGCGGAGCCCAAGGGUUUGAUGGAAGAUACACCGGAAAAGACACUGGGAGAUGAGGUACCUCCGAGGCUACAAAUUGAUGCCGGACGUCAACUAGCAUCGUUCGAAAAGGAAACAGGUGCUGUUUCGACAAUCAAAGAGGUCAUUGGCCUGACUUCUGCAGAGCCUCGUCCUGCUGCAAAGUCGAUGUCAUCAAUCUCUGCGACAAGCAUGUUGGAGACAAGUCCAAGAAAGAAGCGAGUCAUCAACAAAGUAGCGAUCAAUUUGGCCCUAUCGGAAGUUUCGAUCACCAUCGAUAUCCCACCAUCGUCGUCAGAUCAUUCCGACGAUGCCGCCAUCGUCCAACUCUCGGAGCUACUGGAGAGAUGGUGA
Messenger RNA from Ascochyta rabiei, 711 nucleotides. RefSeq lists its product as uncharacterized. The transcript is spliced from 2 exons. The record is from RefSeq and is a predicted model, not a curated record. Lineage: Eukaryota; Fungi; Ascomycota; Dothideomycetes; Pleosporales; Didymellaceae. Bases 1 to 711 code for a protein of 236 amino acids.